Bombina bombina (fire-bellied toad) is the source of this 7177-nucleotide messenger RNA. It is a transcript of the gene DGCR8, whose product is annotated as DGCR8 microprocessor complex subunit. The transcript is spliced from 14 exons. Gene Ontology annotation, cellular component: microprocessor complex. Gene Ontology annotation, biological process: primary miRNA processing. Gene Ontology annotation, molecular function: identical protein binding; heme binding; double-stranded RNA binding. The record is from RefSeq and is a predicted model, not a curated record. Lineage: Eukaryota; Metazoa; Chordata; Amphibia; Anura; Bombinatoridae. Bases 368 to 2854 code for a protein of 828 amino acids.
CGGAUACCUUAGAACACCGGCUGGUGGUCAGCUCAAGAUGGCGGCGGGAUCGCAUCAAGGGUGAUAUUUAUUAAUCGGGACCAAGAAGGCAGAAGAAUGCUUCAUGGUUCACAAUGAUGUCAGAUGCCUAGAAUUUGCACUUAUUAAGCUGUAUACAUUGCCAUUUCCAGUAAUAGAGACAGUAUUUCUGAAGGCUGUCUACAUUAAUGAAAAGAGCAAUGUAGUCAGCUUAACAGAAUCAUCAGUGUUGCCUAUUAAUUAAGUCAUGGUACAUCUAUCAAUAUUGCUGGACAGUUGCAUGUUAGAGCCAUAGAUAUAUAAUUGUUAGUAUUUUUUUUUAUUCAAUUGUGAUCAAUUAGUAUUAAAUAUGGAUCUAUGUGAUGCAAUAUCCCCUCCCCCUCAAAAUCAUGAAAGCAAAGAUAUGACUGUUUGUCCCCCACCUCUGCCUCCAAAUGAAGAGCCUCCACCACCUCCCCUGCAAACGUCCAGUGAAGCAGAGGUACUGGACGUUGGCUCUGGUGGUGAUGGAAGUGUGGAGCAGUGUGAAAAUGUAUGUCCUCUUCCUCAAGAUCAUGAAAAUAAAAAUAUGGAAUCAACUCCUGUUUCACCCCCACCUCUGCCUCCAAUUGAAGAGCCUCCACCACCUCCCCUGCAAACGUCCAGUGAAGCAGAGGUAAUGGACGUUGGCUCUGGUGGUGAUGGGCAGUCACAGACCCCAACUAGGGACCUUCAACUGGAUUUCGGAACACAGCUCUUCACUAAAGGAUCUUCUACAUACUCAAGUCGUCUUACAAUGUUAGAUCCCUUUAACAGUGACCAAAGUCCUAGAACAGCCCGCCAUGCCCCAUCAGUUAAGAGGUUUACUCCUGAUCUUAAAUUGCUUAAAGAUGUUAAGGUUAGAGUGAGCUUUACAGAGAGUUGCAGAAGCAAAGACCGAAAGGUCCUGUAUACUGGAUUGGAGUCAGAGGGUAAGGCAGAAAUGGAUUGCAAUAAUAUAAGUAUCAAUGGAGACUUGCAUGUUUGUCCUUUUGCUGGUAUUAGCAACAGUAAUAUUGUUAGAAAUGUUGAGAUUGAAAAUAAUGCAAUUAAAAGAACUGAUGAGCCUGAAACUGAUCAGGAGAAGAAAGUGGAAUAUGCUGUUCUUGAUGAGCUGGAGGAUUUCGCAGAGAACUUGAUGGAUGUAGAUGAAGGAGUAGAGUUUGUAUCGGAAUCUAUUCUUCAGAGUGAUAAGAUUGACGAAGAGACCCUGAUGUACAGCUAUGAGGAUGACUUUGAUAAUGAUGUGGAUGAGCUUUUGGAAGAGGGGUUUCAUACCCCCAAGAAGAGAAGGCUUGAUGAUAAAUAUGAAAUUGAAAGUGAUCAUAAUUCAGAUGGAGAUUCAAGUGUGCAGCCGAUGAUAACGAAAAUAAAAACGGUUUUAAAAAAUCGUGGUCGCCCUCCGACAGAACCAUUACCUGAUGGAUGGAUUAUGACUUUUCAUAAUGCUGGUAUUCCUGUAUAUUUGCACAGAGAAACUAGAGUAGUGACUUGGUCUAGACCAUAUUUCUUGGGGACUGGAAGCAUAAGGAAACAUGACCCUCCUAUCAGCAGCAUUCCUUGCUUAAAUUAUAAAAGAUUGAAGGAUAAUGAGGCAAGGGAGCAAAGCAACGAUAUUACUCCCAUGCAGUGUUCUGUUUCGCCUGAAAAACCAUUAGAACUGGACCACCAGUCUGAGGAGCCUGACUCCACUGCAAAUGACAGUGUGGCCUCUGAUGAGAGGGAGACCAGUGUUGAGACCACACAAGGAGCUCUGGGGCAAGUCAGGGCUAAGGUAGAAGUCUGUAAGGAUGAAUCCAUUGACCUUGAAAAUUUUAGAUGUUAUUUAGAAAAAAGAUUUGAUUUUGAACAAGUCACCGUGAAGAAAUUUAGAACAUGGGCAGAAAGACGACAAUUCAACCGUGAGGUGAAACGUAAGCUGGCAGAAACAGAGAGGCCUAUUUUACCCGCCAAUCAGAAACUUAUAACCUUGUCUGUGCAAGAUGCACCUACAAAAAAAGAGUUUGUCAUUAACCCUAAUGGAAAAUCGGAAGUUUGUAUCCUACAUGAAUAUAUGCAACGAGUCUUGAAAGUUCGUCCUGUUUACAACUUCUUUGAAUGUGAAAACCCAAGUGAGCCUUUUGGAGCAUCUGUUAUUAUUGAUGGAGUGACUUAUGGUACUGGAACUGCACGCAGCAAAAAACUGGCAAAGAAUAAAGCUGCACAAUCUACACUGGAAAUCCUUAUUCCUGACUUCAUAAAGCAGACUGUUGAUGAGAAACCAAAAGACAGCGAUGAACUUGAGUAUUUUAACCAUAUCAGUAUUGAAGAUUCCCGGGUUUAUGAACUGACCAAUAAAGCUGGGCUUUUGUCUCCAUAUCAAAUCCUCCAUGAGUGCCUUAAAAGAAACCAUGGCAUGGGUGACACUUCGAUCAAAUUUGAAGUGAUCCCUGGAAAGAAUCAGAAAAGUGAAUAUGUAAUGACUUGUGGGAAGCACACCGUACGAGGCUGGUGCAAGAACAAGAGGGUUGGAAAGCAACUAGCAUCUCAAAAAAUCCUGCAACUUCUGCACCCCCAUGUGAAAAAUUGGGGCUCCCUUUUGCGCAUGUAUGGAAGGGACAAUAGCAAGAUGGUGCAACAGGAAACCGCUGAUAAAAGUGUGAUUGAACUUCAGCAGUAUGCCAAAAAGAACAAGCCAAAUCUUCAUAUCCUAAAUAAACUACAGGAAGAGAUGAGAAGGCUGGCAAGUGAAAGGGAGGAAACUCGAAAGAAACCCAAGAUGACAAUUGUGGAAUCUGCGCAACCAGGAAGUGAACCGCUUUGCACUGUGGAUGUCUAACAUGAAUGCAAUAAGGAGCCUGGGAAAUUUUGAAUGUGUACCAAUGAAGGAAAUCCAUAAACAGGGCUGCUUUCCUUAUGCAUUGUCCUUUCUAAAUCUAGGCAAUAUUGACUGAGAAAAUACCUCCUUUUCAGAUGUUGCUUUUUUUUUUUAAUUUAUAUUUCCUAGAAAGGCAGUGUUUGCGACAUGCACAAUAUGAGGGUUAUACAUUUUUAAAAAUAUCAAGCACUUUUCUUAAUAGGGCCUUAUUAUGUAUUUAUGUUUAAACAGUGCAUGUUUUUACAUACAAAACUGGAUCCUGGACUGUAAAAUUGCAUUUUGCUGAUUUUUUUAUUUUAUUUUUAUUAUUUUUUUUGUAAGAUUCAGUAGAAUCUUCAUAUAUUGUGCACUGAAUUUAAAUUAAGAAAACGAAUCUCUGCAGUGCUCAAGUGACCUCUUUAAAAAGCCUCUUUAAAGAAUACAAGGGAAUGUCUAUCCAUUCCUUCCUAUUGUGUUCAUAUCAUAAACCCUAUGCUAAAUAAUGCCCAUACUUUAAAUACAUUAAUUUUUAAAUGUAUUGGGACACAUCAAAUAUAACAGCAGACCUUUCUUUUUACUUACAAAAGCUAAUGUGGCUUUAUAAUAACUGUUCUCAACAAUAUGUCCAGCAAGAUUACAGUCGACUUUGCUAAAACUGCAGUUACUGUUAUUCCUUUGCAUUACUAUGCACAGACCCUAUGACAUGUUGAUGAGUAUAUUCUGACUCUGCAGUUCUAGGAUGAGGAAGUGCAGCACAAUGUCCUGCUUAGAUAUUUUGUGUGUAUACAUACAACAGUUUUUAGUAAUAUAUUGUUUUUUUCACUGGAAUGUAUACAGAAUUAAGCUGCUUGUUACAUUGUGACAUCCUGUUUUACUUAAGCACAUAUUAAUGCUGUGGUGUCAGUUUGCACACUUUAUGAAUGCGAUUUCUCUAUUGUUUUAGCCCUGGUUACUCUGUGCUGUGUGUUUUAUUUAAAUCUGCAGGGCAGUUUACUGCUGUAGACUCAUGAAGUGUGUGCUCUGAAAGCUUUAUAUAUGGUUACUUCUGCUAAGCACAGCCUGUAUGCAUACGUAACUUAUGCUAUUAUCUAUGCCCUUUAAAAGCUGCACAAGUCUGCAAUGCAAUUGCUUCUUUAGCAAAUGUGUGCAGUAUACCAUUUAGUUGCCUGUGCUGCCACACUGACUUUUUUUUUUUUGUCUUUUCCUAAGAAGUCACACAAGCAGGAACUAACAAUAACUAGAGGUCUGCCUGAAUUAUGUCCAAUGUUUAUGUAAGCACACGGGAGAGGGGGGAUUCUUUCCCUAUUCUUUACAUCUAUCUGUACCACUAAAAUAACGUGAAGCUUUAAUUCUGUCAUUGUUAAAGUGUCUUAGCAAAUACAGCAUUUCAAUAGAUCCAAUUUAUUUUGUGAAAUUUUUAGACUUAGACACAUAAUUUCUUAUUCUUGUAGCCACCUUUGGCUUCUAUAGUAUACUGUAAAAGGGACAGUAAAGUCAAAAUUAAACAUUCAUGAUUCAGAUAGAACAGCAACAACUUUUUAAUUUACUUUUAUUAUUAAAUUUGAUUUAUUCUCUCAGUAUCCUUUGGAGUAUAAAUCUAGGUAGGCUGAUAGGAGUUUAGUAGUGAGCACAAAUCUUUAGAAGUCUAUGGCAAAUACUGCUGCCAGAUGAUUAGACAUGUGCACCCACCUGAGCUCACCUAGGAUUACUCUUUAACAAAUGUUACCAAAAGAACUAAGCAAAUUGAUCAUAUAAAUAAAUUGGAAAGUUUACAAUGUCAUAAUCUAUCCAAUGCAUUUAACUGUAAUUUUGACUUUACUCUCCUUUAAUUAAAAGUAGUACUCAAUGAAUUAGGCCAUAUUAAAUGUUUGCAGCUUCAGCUUGCAAUGUUACGUAAAUCAUGUAUCACAAUUCACUCACUAUUUUUUUUAUUAUAUAUAAUUAUGUCUAUAAUGUGGUUGAUUUGGGAAGUUCACUAUGAUUGCUCUACAUUUACACACCACAAAUAGACCCCAAAGGGAAUUUUUUUUUUUAACUUUUUUUUUUAAUUUAAGUGUUGCAGUGCCGUGCUACACAAAGUGCAUUCUUUUGCGGGGUGGGGGGUUGUAGUUGUUGUGAGGUUGUUUUUGUGUUAUUCUCCUCCCCAUUAAUCUGGACUUUUUCUCAUUUUAUAGUCUCUCUUUAAUGAGGAACUAGGUUUUGAAUGAUCAAGUGUCCUGUAUUGUCUUUUAUUAUUCAAAGGCGAUUAGUAUUACUAGUAUUAUGCACUGUGUAAAUCUACUAAAACCUGCUGCUGUACAUAGGAUACAGAAUAUGGUUUUACUCCUUUCCUUUUAAUAUCCUGCUUGAGUCAAAGAAGAAAACUGUUACUAACAUGUUAUGGUAAACCAUUUUAUAUUUACAGCUUGACUGUAUAAAACAGUUCUGCUUAGCUAUAUAGGCAUUACUUUAUUUCUGUAGUAAAAAAUGUCAAAUACUUUCAGUGGCUUACUGAGAAGUUUGCAACAUUUCUGGACACCACUUUUUUUUAUUUUAUUUUUUUAUAGAAGUUUACAAAUUUGUAUUUUUGAUGGCAUUGUGUAUGUAACAUUUUUUGUCUUUAAAAUUGUUUAUAUACUUAUUAAAUGCAAGGGAUGUAUGUGUUGCCUUAUCUUAGACCCAUUCCACAAUAGGUUAUAGUUAUUGUCAAUGUCUCUGCUUAAGUGCAUAUAUUUAUAUUCUACCUUAAUCGAUGCAUAGUGGAUGCGUAACCUCUGGAGAUUCAUGUAUUGCAUUUUAAGAGAACAUGCCGCCUUCAGAUUGCUGUUGUGACGAAGAGGUUGCUGUUGACUGUCUCUGUAUUUUAACAAUAAACCAAAGCUUUAAAAGUUAAGAUUUAUAUGGUCUCUUCGGAAAAUAGAGUAGUUUGGAUCCUGCAUGGUGAGCAAUGCAAUAACUGUUCUUUAAUAUUUGUUGUUUGACAUUUUUGUAAUUUUUAAAAUAUUCCUUUGAGUGAAGAUGGAAUUUUAUGAAUUUUGGAACUCAAGCAUCAUACCAAAUUUGUUUUGUUGAGCCUCUAACACAAGUUACUUUUCUAUAUUCCCUAAUAAUACACUGAGUUAUAAAGGGACAUUUUUAAAAUUGCAUAGCAUACUACAUCAUCAAAAGCAUUUAAAACUAGUUGUGUUCAAUUGUUAAAAUGAAGGUAUGUCUGCACAUUUUAUUUACAUGUGGUUAUCUCUGAAGACUGUUGGAGCAUUAGGAAAACUGCAGCAUCUUGUGUGUGAGUUAUGUUCUUCUGCUACCAUGGUGAUGGAAAAAGCACAACUUGAAGAGAGAAAUUACAGGAAAAGUAGACAGAUGUGAUAAAAAUGAAAAUGCCUUUCAUUAAAACUAUCUUUAACAUGGCUAAUAUAAUUUUGUUAUUUUAAAGUCACAAUCAGCAAAAGCCUUGUUAUAUGCUAUAUGCAUGAAACUCUGGAGAUCUGCAUUAAUUUAUUUUGCAUGAAAAAGUAUUAUUGUAUGUGUUUUAACUUUCUACAAAUUUAAGUGGGGUAUUGCUCCUAUAUAUGCAAAAUUGUGAGGAUUUUUUUGUUGUUUUUUUAACUCCAUGUAGAGUAUUAUCAUUUUUUAAUUGGUGCCGUAAAUGCCAUGAAAUAUGGUGUAUUUUACUUAUGCAUUAGUCUAUAGUAUGACUCCUUUAAAAUGUAUUGGGUUUGGUGUUUAAAGCUGCCUGCAAGGUAGUGAAAAUCUGAAGGUGUAAUUGUAUCAUGACCAGUUUAUAAAUACCAUGCUAACAUGUUGUGGUUUGCCAUGUUUUUAAUGGUGCAUUUUAAGUUGAUGUAACAGAGAAAGGCAUUGUAUUUUCUACUUACUAAUUAACUAGCAAACUUAAUUCUGCAAUUGAAAGUUUACAUUUAUGCAUUUAGAUUUCUCUUGUGGUUUAUAUCAAUUUCAAUAAUGGAGCCCAGGCUGUAACAUUAAAAAAUAAUGUAAUUUAAUAGAUGUUGAGGGAUGCAUUUAUAUAUUAGGGCACUGUUCUAACAGUUUUGCUGAAAAAACAAUUGUCUGAAAUAUUGAGUGACCAGUAUUCAGUAGUCAAAUUGUGACCAAGGGUCUAGUGACAAGUACCAGAAGUCAAGAUUGCCCAAGUAAUAAUUGUGGUAUGAAUUGUGGAGUGGUUGUCUGAUACCUGUUGUUGACUUGCUCAACUUGUAUUUGAAGAAAAUUCUGCUGUCUUUGCCUAUGUAUACCUUGUGUGCUUGGUCUUAAGUAUUUAACAUUUUUUUAUUAGUUUUGAGCAAUAAAGUUUGAUAUUACAGUGAA